GUGGCGGGGCCGGAAGUCGGCUGAGGGAGAGGCUGCUGCACCUGCAGGAGGAGGAGGAGGUGGAGGAAGGGAAAGAACGAAAGAGGGAGAGGAGCUGCGGCGCGUCCGAACAGCUGCCGGCAGGUUUCCCCCGAGGCUGCGAAAGCUCCGGGCGAGGUUUGGCUCCGGGCCCCUCCGAAUCCCCGUCCCCCCUGCAACUGGGCCGCAGGCAGCCGCGCCAUGGCGGAGUCCACGACCGCCGUGGGAGCCUCUUCGACGGUCACCGAGACGGAGGUGACGGAGCCGGAGAAUCGCAGCCUCACCAUCAAACUGAGGAAACGGAAACCAGCCAAGAAAGUGGAAUGGUCAAGUGACACGGUGGACAAUGAGCACUUGGGACGCAGAUCUUCCAAAUGCUGCUGCAUCUACGAGAAGCCGCGGGCGUUUGGCGAGAGCUCCACAGAGAGUGAAGACGAGGACGACGAAGGUUGCGGCAACGCCCACUGCAUCCGGGGCCACAAGAAAGGCCAGCACGGGAAGGGGCGGGGCAAAGCGGGAGACCCCAGCCCGUCGGAGAGCAGCCCCCAGAAGUCGGAGCCACCUGACCAGAACCAUGCUGGGGCGAUGCAGCACUGAACCCCUCCCUGCCACGGGGCGGGGGAGGGGAGCCCCAGCUUCCGCCCCAAACAGGGACUGACGCUGCCCCAACUCAGGGGGAGGGAGGGGAGGGCCCGCACAAUCAGCUACCCGUCCGUCUUGUGCCGGCGCUGGUGCUGCCUCGGUCCCAGGGGAGGGGGAGGGAGGAGAGGGGAGGGCACGUGCAUCCAGCUCCCCACCUGCCUUGUGCCAGAGCUGCUACUGUUGUCUAUCUGUCCAUCCGUGGCUGGUGAGUCCGUCUGGUGACACCCAUCCUCACUCCACCCAACGUGGAAUGUAGAGAGCGAGAGAGCCCGCUGGGUUUCUUGGCUGAAUUUCUGCCCCCCAUGCUUCUUCAUUAAAUAUUUGCAUCAGUGAUAAACAAGGUGGGAAACGGGUGCUGCUUCAGAAAAGGGCAGCGAUGGAGCUGUGCCCGAGCUCCUGUCGGACAUGCAUGCCCUCUCGCUCCCUGUUCCCGGCUUUGAGUACCCCUCCGUUUUCUGCCUGUACACCUCCUCCCCUUGUCCUUCCCCAGCAAUUUCCUUCCCCAAUCAGCCCAGUUCUAACCCUCAAUGAUGUUCAUUCUCUCUCACUCUCACCCUGCCCUCUCUGAUCCCUGAUUGUCCCACCCCCUCUUCUCCCCCCCGUACCCCACUUUUUGCCUCUCCACUGCUGCAGGGCCACUGCUUCUGACACACGGCUGCCUCAAGGGUGCAGCUGUGGGGUUUCCCCACCAUCCUAAACUUUUCCAGGAGCCCUCGGUUCCUCCUCCGCACUGCUACAACAACUGUGAUUGGUUGUCUUCAGUUGUGUCUUUCUAAGAGGGCACCCUUCCCUUCCACGGUUCCUUUUUUUAAAAAAAAAUGAAACAAAACCCAACAAUGCUUCUUUUUCAUUAUGUUAUGGAAGGCUGUGAUAUAUUUUCUUUUAAGUGGGGCUGGGGAGAAAAGGAAGGAAAUCAGGGUGGGUGCACCUAACUCGUGAGGUGGUGGGUAGGAGUCAGAAACUGGUUCUGGAGUUGGGGAAGAGGUGUUGUGGAUGUGGAAGGCGGCUGAGAAUUAUGUGCUCUGGUAGACUCUGGCAUCUGCCCAGGGUGCAGGGUUGGUCCUCAUUUGGAGAAGGUCCACGAUCGAAUAAAACAGAUCCUGAUCAGCUUUCACAGUGAAGUGGAACGUCAGCAGAAGGUGGACUUCAUGACCUUGCGUGAAGAAUACCAGCCUUCUGUUGACUUUCCAUCCUUUGGCUGCAAGAUCAUACUAAAUGAGCUCCCCCCCCCCCCCGAUAUCUCACAUGACUGCAAAGGGAUCCUGGCAUUGCGAUGUGGGACAGGGGCACCUUCCCUUGCAUGACUCACAGAUCACUCUGUCACUCUCCCUGCCCGCGGUUUCAUGAAAAAAGUUCUGGGCUGAAUUUUUCAGUUCUCUGUUUUGUACAGCCUUGAACCCUCUCUGGCCCCUGUGCACCAAUGUUGGCUUGCUUCUAAUUAAAAGUCACGCUACCCCAGAGAACCACAUGGCAAAGCGUUUCCCACAAGGUUUCAAGCAAGUUAGGGGACCUCUGCCUGGUUUGGAGAACUCCUUAGCAGCAGCACUUCUCCAGCUUCCGAUGGCUGAGGCAUAGGCCUGCCUGAAUUAAAACUUGGAGGCACAUGUCACACACUGAUCUGAAAAGAUUCUCUGUGAGGGAGUGGACACAAGUGGUGCACGGUUGCUCUCAAAGCUUACCCCAUCCAUUUCUGCAUCAGUCACUCUUUUGAGCAAGAACAGAUUGCAGAGCAGGAGAUCGGAGGGCUGCCGCUGCUGCCGCCACCUCCUCUCUCAGCAAGUGCUUUGAGUUCAGGGAAGCCUCUUGAUGAAUUUCUUUUGUGCAGCACGCUUUCAUUCCCGUAGCACGGUGUUCAGAUUGCCUGAUGGGUAAAGUGGGCCUAACCACCUUCUUUUUGCAAUAGUCCUCCUUAGCAGGCAGAAUUUGGCCCAAAUCAAGGGAAAGUCGGGGGUGUGGGGCUUGAGGAUUUCAUCACUUGGGGUCCUACAUUCCCCCAAUAAGUUGAACACAGUUUUGGAGCAACUAUGCUAGGGUAAGCCACAGAUUUCUGUACACAAACAGGGUGAAGAACUUCAUAGGUGAGUCAUGACUGGUGUUAUUAUUGGCCUGUCUUGUUUGGACGAAGGAAAUGUGACAUGUUCAGCAGGUCCAUCUUGGGCACUUCCUCUGUUGGCCUUGGAAGUGCCUAUUGGCCACAAGACGGGAGGCUGAGCAAGUGGGACUGCUGAGCUUGUAGCCGCAUGUAGUUGCUCUACAAAUAAUAAGCAUCCCCAUUUACCAGCAAAAAAAGAAAAGAGGGGGCCAAAAUGCUCCUUAGCGAAGCUGCUUUCUCUCCUGCCUUGCCCUAGGAAGAAAAUUAUAGAUGCAACACCUUAAGAAGGUGCCUCUGGAGUUUAAAACAGAAAUGCCUGCAGGUUUGGACAGAAAUCUUUGCUUCCUUGGUCACUCCAGUAGCCCUAAGUCCUGUGCUGCUCAACUGACUUAUAAGAUACGCACCCAUCUCAAAUUGCAACCCCAAAUGCCAAAUUUUGUCAAGCUCAUUAGAAAUGGCAUACAUUACGCAAGUGUUGUGAUUAUUUGAUACACCAAUUAAAUUCUGGUUCGUUUAAACACA
Molecule: messenger RNA, 3274 nt
Organism: Podarcis raffonei (Aeolian wall lizard)
Lineage: Eukaryota; Metazoa; Chordata; Lepidosauria; Squamata; Lacertidae
Gene: PPP1R11
Product: protein phosphatase 1 regulatory inhibitor subunit 11
Exons: 3
Coding region: 220-615 (131 amino acids)
Cellular component (GO): nucleus
Molecular function (GO): protein phosphatase 1 binding; protein serine/threonine phosphatase inhibitor activity
Source: RefSeq, a predicted model, not a curated record